GGGGCGGCGGCAGGAAGAUGCCUCGCGCCGGGCUAGGGCGCCAACGGCCAGAACGCGUCCCGGGCCACACCGGGACCGCCUGAAAGCCGAGCCCGCGCCGACCGAGCCUGGGCCGGAUGGGCGCUGCGGACGGGGCCGCGGACCGCCGAGCGGCCGUCGCACUGGUUUUCUCUUGCCCCAGUGUGUGGACACCACCACACGCCCUACAGACCAGCAACGGCUCUUGCGUGUAUGUUCCAGUGUUUCUUCUGUCAGAGAGUCGGACAGAGCCAUAGGUCCUCCAGUGCUGGCCCGGAGCUGAGGGACGAGCACCCAGCAGACAUGGUGAAAAUGACCAAGUCCAAAACUUUCCAAGCUUAUCUGCCACAUUGUCACAGAACUUACAGCUGUAUCCACUGCAGAGCCCAUCUGGCCAAUCAUGAUGAGCUCAUCUCCAAGUCCUUCCAGGGCAGCCAGGGGCGAGCCUACCUCUUCAACUCCGUGGUGAAUGUGGGCUGCGGCCCUGCUGAGGAGAGAGUCCUUCUGACCGGGCUGCAUGCAGUGGCCGACAUCUACUGUGAGAACUGCAAGACUACGCUCGGGUGGAAAUACGAACAUGCCUUUGAGAGCAGUCAGAAAUACAAAGAAGGAAAAUUUAUUAUUGAACUUGCCCACAUGAUCAAAGACAAUGGCUGGGAAUAGAGCGAAGCCCCCACUCCUGUCUGCAUACAUUUUAUCAACGCUAAGUAUGACGAAGACCGAGCUUCUGGUGACAAUACUUCUGGAACUUUAACCUCACAGGCCAGCCCAGCUCAACACCUGAAGGCCUCUCUAGACUGUUCACUGGGUAAGGCGUCCCCAUCCGAGCCCCUUCGUGUUCACUGUUGUUUCUGGAAGUUCGCAUUCUUUUUCUAACUUCUCACAUUCUAGAGAAAGAAUUAAGCAACCACUGACUCACCUGCCUAGUUAAUAACUCCGCACGCCUUCCACAUAGUCUGCCUGGGUUUCCACCAAAGCCAGGCCCCUAAUGCAUACAAGCAGGGUCUCGUUCUGAAGAGUCUUCCAGAAUAGCCAACAGAGCAUAUGGCUUCAAAAACAGAAACCAGCCACUGGUGACAUCUUAGAGAAGCUAAGGAAGAAAGCUUUUAGUGAUUUUAUUUAAGCUAAAAGCUACAUCCCUGUCUCCUUACGGAGAAAGCAGGUGACUAGUGGCUAAGCAUUCCGUCCCAGGCCACUGAGGUGACCCCCAGUGCCACAGCAGCACAGCAGCACAGCAGCUCGUAUGUGGGGCUGGUCCCUGUCAGAACAGCAGCUGGGGUCCACUCUGUACCCUGGAUGUACUUGAAAUAGUUAGUUAUGCAUACAGAGGCCAGAGCUAGCACAGAAAACUUCUGAACUUGAGACUUUCCAUGAUGAAGGAAGAGUUAUCUUAGUGUGGGAGCUGCCUUUCCUGCCUGGGAUCACUUCCUGAGCUGACAGGGAGGGAUCUGGCCACUUCCCAAGCCCUGCGUCUCACAGACUUUAAGUCACAACCUGUAAUCCUCCACGCAUCUACAGGAGUGACCAGUUAGCAGAGGCCAGAGGCCAGAACCAUUCCCAGAUAAGUUUUGCGGUUCAACUUUUUGUACCAAACACAGGGCAAAAGAGCAGAAAGAAGGUCCAGGAAGGCUGAGCACCCAAGAGCUGGGAAGGCAGCAUGCCAGGAAAAGCGGUCGGCCCCAGCUGCUGCUUGGGGUGCUUAGUCCAAGAGCAGCGUCCAGUCCUCUGGGCUCCCAGCCCCAAACCUUCUAAACUCAGACCCUCUCGCCAGCACAGCGCCCUGCUCACUCCAAAGCUGGCACUUUGGCACCAUCUCUUUGCCCAAGAUCGAAAGCCUAGUAACACAAAAAAUGCCUGUGCAGUAGAAAACAUGUUUGCACGGUCUGUGAGCUGCUAUGCCUGGUCCUGGUCGAAGCUGCUUUCUCCCCGACUAUGGUUCCCUCCAGACUAAUGGGUAGUAGAAAACAUGUUUGCACAGUCUGUGAGCCUCUAUGCCUGGUCCUGGUCGAAGCUGCUUUCUCCCCGACUAUGGUUCCCUCCAGACUAAGGUUGACCCAAAGCAAGGUUACACCACCAGUAAGGUAACCAGUGAAGUGGAGCACAGGCAGCUAGUCUGAGUGAAAUCUAGCAGGGCCCAGGCUCCAUCCUUGUCUAGAAUGAACACUCGUCAGCAGUCUGCUCACAGUGGACACAGCACUAGUUUCAAUACUCUUACAAGUGGGAACUUGGUAGCUGAGGCUUGGGAGACCAGAUGUCACCAUCAGAUGCAAAGGUGGGAGCACCCCGAAUAUAUAUAUUCACGCUUCACUUGAAGAGCCUAGGAUUUCUGACCAGUUUCUGUAUAUACUAAGAUUAUAUUUACAGCUUUUUUUAUGUUCUGGGCAAGCUUUCUGCCCUUCUACUUGAGCACUUUGUAUUGUCUUUUGUGAUAGCAUUGAUUGGAAAAUUUUUGCUAGUACUCUUUAUGACUUAUUUUGUAUGCGGGGGGAUAAUGGAUACCAACAAAACUUUUAUGGAGUUUUUUGGAUUUUGUGUUGGCCUUCUGUGAAAUACAAACUUUUUAAAUCAAAAGAACUGACCAUGAGCUGGCUGCAGGGGAAGCGAUGCAAGACCACAACCAGAUGUGCUGGUGAGCUGCUAAACAUCACUUUCCAAACAGCAUCGUCUAUGACGAUCUUACAACAUUGGGAGGCGAUGCCGGGUCAUAAAUGCCACUCUGCUUUAGAAAUGUGGUUUAUUUUGUUGCUGUCUUGUUAGCAUAGACAUAGUAUUUUUAUAUCUUAAUGUUUAUUCUUGAUGGCAUCUGUUGGAUAGCUGAAAAGAUCAGAAAUGAGAAUU
This is a messenger RNA of Microtus oregoni (creeping vole), 2856 nucleotides long. RefSeq names its product yippee like 1 (gene Ypel1). The record is from RefSeq and is a predicted model, not a curated record. Lineage: Eukaryota; Metazoa; Chordata; Mammalia; Rodentia; Cricetidae. The transcript has 5 exons. The coding region runs from base 232 to 681 and encodes 149 amino acids.